AUGGAAUCGCGUUCUAUCGCUGCGAUCAAGUAUAUAGAUGCUUCCGAGCUAUUCAAAUGGCUCAAAUCGGGCCAUUCUACGUCUAAUGAGCCUUUCCAGAUCAUCGACGUCCGGGGUAGCGACUACGUAGGUGGACACAUCAAAGGUUCGUGGAACGUCCCGUAUCGUCAGCUUCGUGACGAUGUAGAGAAGUGCCACGAACUGCAGAACCAAUUGAAAAACGCAGCAGGCUCGAGCGUCGUAAAUUGUGUUUUCCACUGUGCAUUGUCUCAGCAGAGGGGUCCCUCUGCUGCAAUGAGAUUUCUGCGCCUGCUGGAAGACGAAGAUUUAUCCAAUUUUAGGAUAUACGUACUGCGUGGCGGGUUCAAUCAUUGGCAGAGUCUCUAUGGCGAAGACCAGAGUGUCACUGAGUCGUAUCAGAAGGACUUAUGGACGUGA
This is a messenger RNA of Lachancea lanzarotensis, 438 nucleotides long. RefSeq names its product LALA0S06e01046g1_1 (gene YCH1). Gene Ontology annotation, molecular function: protein tyrosine phosphatase activity. The record is from RefSeq and is a predicted model, not a curated record. Lineage: Eukaryota; Fungi; Ascomycota; Saccharomycetes; Saccharomycetales; Saccharomycetaceae. Gene Ontology annotation, cellular component: cytoplasm; nucleus. The transcript has a single exon. The coding region runs from base 1 to 438 and encodes 145 amino acids.